AUGAAAGAUCUACGCAGACUAAGAGUUCGAUUCCUAUGCAAGUUGGACGUUUAUGUUGAUGGUGAGGAGGGUUUGCCAUCGCCUCUGGAGGCGAAUUUGUUGGAGCCCCUGAUGAAAUUGGACUGGAUUCCGGAUUUCUCAGUGGAGGUUUCGUGGCCUGCUAGUCAGGAGUCGAAGGAGUUUUUGGAAAUUGCGCCGUUUGAGGUGAUUAGGGAGUGCGAGGAGGAUAUAGAGGUGCAUUAUGAGAAGACUCGGUGGUGA
This is a messenger RNA of Penicillium angulare, 261 nucleotides long. RefSeq lists its product as uncharacterized. NCBI's taxonomy places the organism in Eukaryota, Fungi, Ascomycota, Eurotiomycetes, Eurotiales, Aspergillaceae. The record is from RefSeq and is a predicted model, not a curated record. The coding region runs from base 1 to 261 and encodes 86 amino acids. The transcript has a single exon.